GAACGUGUUGUUGGUAACACGUGUUUUCAAGACGCUGUUGCGCAAUUGACGUUUCGUACCAUGUAACAUUUUCAGGAGUUUAAAAACCGAGUGAUGUGUAAACUGAAAUAAUUUAAGUUAAUAAGUGAUAAAUUCAACUCCUGUAGAAGUAGUGAAACGAAACAAAAGUGACAACCAUGAAAAUCUCCGCAUACGCGACCUAAAAUCAGCUGGAUGCCAUCUUGUUUGUAAAGUGGAACGUAAACAUGGAAAUAGAUUUUUUUAGCAACGACUAAUGUAAAAAAAUGGCAGGAAAUGAAGCAACCAGCCAAACAGAAUUAUGGUCUUCGGUGGUCCACCAACCAUGCGAAGAGCCCGAGGAGUCUGAAUUGCCUAGUACGGUGGAUAUGGCCGCUUUCAGUACCGGACUAACUGUAGAACCCACUAAUACAUCCCAAAAUAAUGAAAAUUCCGACAGCGAUAGCGACUCGGAACCUGAAUCUAGCAACUCGAGUGAAGCUUCCAGUCAAAGCGAUUCUUCUGAUUCUGAUAGUUCCUCAUCAAGUGUUGAAUCAUCGUCAAGGAGCCCCUCGCCAGAAUUUUCAGUUACCACUUCCCAAACCAACAGUUUAAGGCUCACUAUUGCCACUGUAAGAAAAUCAACAGGAAGUCCACCAAUCGAUAAAAUGAGCAAAGUGGCUAAUUCUAAAGCGGCUAAAAGUGGUGAUUGUAGUUCUUCAUCAGACUCAGUGUGCUCUUCUGAUUCGGAAAGUGAUUCAGAAGCUUCUGGUGCUAAAAGUUCAGUUAAGACGAGUGUGAAAAGUGCCAAGGAUAAUAAUGUUAGGAGAAGUGCCGCGAGAUUGCGAACUAGAGUGUCUGAAAAGAAAGAUGAGAAGAAGGGCACCAAGAAGGAGGCGGCGCCUGCUAAGGGACCAGUCACCAGGCCCAGGACCAGGCAGAGGAAGACCAAAAAGAUGGCGGCGUCGUUGCCUUUAUCCCGAGGUUCGACUUAUACCAGCUCGGAUUCGGAGGAUUCGGACGCCGAUAGGGCAAUUCUAGCCUCCUGCAGUUUGCAGGAAAUCCGUCAGGAGGACCUAGCGGCGAUUUUACCUGACCAGCAGGAAUGCGACGCUUUUGGUGAUUUUGAAUGUAACAGGGUUGAUAAAAAUUCACCUCAAACGGGUGACAUGUCAAGCUCGGACAUGGAGUUGCCUCAACAGGCGGUUAAUGCACUCAUACAGAGGACUACAGAAAGUUCUAGCGAAUCCGAAUCACAUGCACCACCUAAUCCUUCGACUCUUUAUGCAAACAGUUUGUUACAACAAUUCGUUGCUCAAACCCAAUUGUUAAAUGCACCGUGUCCUGUAAUUCCGACAGGAACCGAUGGAAUCAAAACCUUACCCCUAAACACUUGUGAAAAUCAAAGUAAUAAUAAUAAUACCACGAACAAUAAUAAUAACACAGGAGGUGAUACAGUUAAAAGGAAAAGAGGACGACCAAGGAAAAAUCACAAGGCACAAAAUGAUAAUAAAACACAAACUAAAACAAUGAAUGAGUAUUGUGGUGAUCCUAAUGUUUCACCAGAUUCUGGGAUUCAAAAUAGUCCCGAUCAUGUUUCAAGUCCCGAACCGACUCUUACUUUAAAAAACAAAGAAGAAAAUAAGAAAGAAAACAAACCAAAAACUAUGGUUAAUAAAUCGAAAGAAUUGAGUAAGUUAUCAGUGACUUCGAAUCGAUUCGAUCGUUUGUUGUAUGCUAACACUGAUCGGGUCCUCUAUCCUCCUCGGAGGAAAGUAGGUCGACCUCCUUUAAUAAAGAAAGGGCCGGGUAGGCCCCCCAAACACAAAACAUCAAAUAACACAAAUCAAGAAAUUAAACCUCCCGAUAAAGCUGAUAAAAUAAAAACAAAAACAGAACAACGGCCCGUACUCGUAGCUAAAAACAAAAUCGACAAUACCAAAGUCAAAUUUACAACUCUGAAAAAUCUUAAAGUGAUGCACAGCAAACACAAACAUAAAAAACACAAAAAAUACAAAAUAAAAAUUCUCAAACCUUUGACCGGGACUAACGACAAAGUUGUGAUCGAAAUCGAUAAAUUAGUAGCCGAUUUUAUGAAAUUUUGUGUUAUUGGAAGUAGUAAACCGCCGAAAGAGAAUGUACCCGAAGUGAAACCUGCGAAAAAAGUAUCGAAAAAACGCAAAACCACGGAACAGAAGAAGAAGAAAAUUAGUGUGAAUGCGACGGUUAAUAAAGUGGCGAAUUUAAACGAGCAGAGAUUGCCCUUGAAGAAGAGACAUUACUUGUAUUCUGAUGGAAAGAAAAGUGAGGAAAUUCUUCCAAAAGAGGAGAAAGUCAGUGCGAAUAAUAAUUCAAUAACGGCUACCACUCCGAAGAAGAGACAUCGGUUGGAGGUGAUUAACAAGGAGAAGGAGAAUCCGGCCGUUCCGACCGUUGAGCCGAAAGUCAAGCCAAAACUGUCCCUAGAGUCCCUCAUUUCUGAACUGAAGAUGAAAAGAGGGUUGUCAAGUCAGGAGGAAAAUCUACAAGUUGUCAAAGUCGAUUUAGUUGUUAGUCAAGACGCUAAAACUUCCGUCGAUAAUAACUUAAAAAAGAAGCCUAGGAAACGUCGGGCCAUCAACCGCACUGGUUUCCCCACUGUCAAAAAGAAGAAAAAGAAAGUGAUUUCUGUUGAAGAUUCGGUCGAUACCGAAGAAGAUAAGCCUUUGAUAAGCUGUGAUCGUGUCCCGAAAGAUGGCGAAGAGUAUAAUAAAUUCAUCCAAAGGACUGAAAAAGCCGACUCGACCAAAACUGACGAUUCACUGUCAAAAUGGGAAGUCAUGAGUGAGUGUGAUAGUCUUCCUCAAGAUGAACGGAUCGAAGACAGGGCUGAGAGUGGCGCUGAUAUGGAUGAGGUUUCCCUCGAGGCGAGCAUCGAACGAUUGAGGUCGCGUCUCGACAAAAAGAAACGGAAACGUGCUGAAAAAGUAAUAGAUUUAAACGGAUACCCGAAAAGACGGCUACGAGACAUAUCACCCGCCAGCAGUAUCGAUAUUAUAAUCGACCGGCGUUUACGCGAGGAACGUGCUUCAGCUUCUGGCGACGAAAUGAAGAAAAACAAGAAAGCCCCAAGAUGGCGCAAACGGUACCUCGUCGCUGGACUUUUCUCCGAUUAUUUCAAAGAGGACGAUGAGACUAGUAGACUCAAAAGGAGCGAAAACGCGGCGAAAUCACGCUUGACGUACAAUCCGGCCGAGCAUCCGUACGGUCUAUUACCGCCGCCAUAUCACUGUGGCAAAUAUUUGCGGUGUCGCAAAUUGCCGUUUCAGUUACCGUACGAUCUGUGGUGGCAACAUUCUCAUUCGCAAUUGCCUGGAAGGGAUGUCGUACCGUCGUGGAAUUAUCGGAAGAUACGGACAAAUGUUUAUAAUGUCAAGACGACGACAGGAGCUUGCGAACCGCAAACUUGCAAUUGUACGCCAUUGGCGAAUUGCGGGGAUGAUUGUAUCAAUCGGCUGGUAUUGGCGGAGUGUCCCGCGAGCCACAAGUGCCAAAAUCAGAAGAUACAAAGGCACGAGUGGGCGCCGGGACUUGAAAAAUUUAUGACCGAAAAUAAGGGUUGGGGCGUCCGCACGAAACUGCCCAUCAAAGCCGGGGAAUUCAUCUUGGAAUACGUCGGCGAGGUUGUCUCUGACCAGGAAUUCAAAGAACGCAUGGCUACUAUUUACGUCAACGACACCCACCACUACUGCUUACACCUAGACGGUGGUUUGGUCAUCGACGGCCACCGAAUGGGCGGCGACGGUCGUUUCGUCAACCAUUCCUGUCAACCAAACUGUGAGAUGCAAAAAUGGUCAGUCAACGGCCAAUUUCGCAUGGCUUUAUUCGCACUUCGCGACAUCGACAGUUCCGAAGAGCUCACUUACGACUACAACUUCUCUCUUUUCAAUCCAGCCGAAGGCCAAGAAUGCAAAUGCGGCAGCGAAAUGUGCCGUGGAGUGAUUGGAGGCAAGUCACAAAGAGUUCGUCAACUACCGGAAGUCAAAGACGGGAAAAAUCCGGGACGUGUGGGUCGACCACGGAAAAAUCAAGCUAAAAGGACUACAAGUGUUAAAGACCUGCCCUUACCGCAAUCGACAGUACCGAUAGUGGCGCCCCCGCAGGUCAGACCAAUGAGUCAUCAACAGAAAUGUUUCAUUUUGGAACACCACUGUUUCCUCUUAAGGAAUCUGACGAAAGUGAAACGGAUGAGAGAUAGGUCGAGUAGUUCGCUGAUUUCUAGACAACAAGCGAUGACGCCGACCAAUCAGGGGGCGGCUUUUAUUAAUCAUUUAAAUGCAUUGGAAAAACCGAGGAAUAUUCGGACGAGGCGAUUGGCCCAAGCCGAGGAUAAUCCCGAGUUGAGCAAAACAGUGAAGUUGGCAGCGGUUUUGAGGGAGAUUUGGAAUACGGUAACGAAAGCCAAAGAUGAAAAUAACGAAUCGCUGAGUACACAUUUUACAACAAUGCCGUCGAAACGGAAAGUACCUGAGUUCUACCAACGUAUUACGAAUCCAAUUGAUCUCGCCACAAUCGAGCAAAACAUCGCCACGGGUUAUUAUUUGACACCUGAGAGUUUCAAUUCAGAUAUGAAUCGAAUGUUUGCCAAUUAUUUACAGUUUUAUGGCCGUACGAAAGAAAUCGGCGUCGCUGCUAUUAAACUGAAGAAAGUCUACGUUGAAGCCAAACAGCAGAGUUUGCCCAAAUUCGAAAACGUCUUAGGGAUGAAACCCUCGAAUUUUGUCUCAAAUAGAAGCAAGUGCAAAGACGAAGAGGAAGAUAUCAUCCGUUGUAUCUGCGGGAUGCCACGUGAUGAAGGCUUGAUGAUACAAUGUGAGAGGUGCAUGGUGUGGCAGCAUAGCGAAUGUGUGAAAGCAGAUGUUUCGGCCGAGAGUUAUCACUGCGAACAGUGUGUACCCAGAGAAGUCGAUUACGAAAUACCCCUUGACGAAUUCACAGAACACGGACAUAGAUAUUACAUGACAUUGUUACGAGGCGAAUUGCAACUAAGACAAGGAGACACCGUUUAUGUCUUACGCGACAUUCCAAUUCCUGGUACAGAUCGUAAACACACUUACGAUACGAUCGGAAAAAUUGACUAUUCCGAAUUGGACAUCUUUAGGAUUGAACGCUUGUGGAAAGAUUCCAAGACGGGACAACGCUUUGCUUACGGUCAUCAUUAUUUACGACCCCAUGAAACCUACCACGAACCGACAAGAAAGUUUUUCCCCAAUGAGGUGAUGCGCGUCCCGCUGUACGAAGCCGUCCCCGUCGAACUAAUAAUUUCCCAUUGUUGGGUCAUGGAUGUGAACACUUUCUGCAAAGGGCGACCCAUCGGUGCUCCCGAAGAGCACAUCUACAUAUGCGAAUACCGUGUUGAUAAAUCCGCGCGAUUGUUUAGCAAAGUCUCCAAAUCAAAAUUCCCUGUUUGUACUAAAAGUUUCGCUUUUGAAAGGUUCGAAACUCGACUCAAAGUCUCCCGGACUUACACUCCUCACGAUUUGGAUCCAGCGUUAGUGAAACCUCGAGGUCGCAAACCCCAAGAAACUGAAGAUAAAGAAACUGUCAUUCCAACUCUGCCAGUCCACGUGCCUGUUGUAAGAACUCCUGUAGAGCAAAAAGCUCGUUUGAAUAAAAUUUUAUUGAAUCUCUUGAGUAAAAUGCCAACGAAACAAGCGUUGGAUGUGUCGUAUCUUCUCGAAGGAGGGAGGAGAAGGAAAAAACCAGCCGAGAAUGGUAAAAAUUAAUGAAAUGGGUGAUAUUAAAAAAUAUAUUUUAAUUUUUUAUUUUUUAUGCGACGCUAUUGAAUGUUAUUUAUCCUUAUUACUAGGGUUAAUGAUGGUAGGUUUUAAUUGUUUGUAAAUGUUUCUCAUAGGUUUUAACGACUAGUCAUAGUUCUGUUGUUAAUUUUAUCUUUUUCAUUAUUUAUUUGUAUAUAAUGAAAUUGUUGCCUUUAUAUAUUUUAGCGAGUUGGAGAGAAGAGAACAAAUUAUUUCCGGAAAUUUUAUGGUACUAAAUUUUUUGUUUCAGUCCCAGUGUACAAAUUUAUGUUUUAGUCAUUUGGUUAGAAAAGUAGGUCUUUCAGCGCUGUUGCUUUUUAUUUUUACAUCGGAUUUGUAUUUAUUAAUUGGAUAAUUUAUUUUUUCUUUUACUUGUAGAAUUCUUGCCUGAUUAGAUCAUAAGGUUUUAACAUUAAUACAUGUUUUUUGAACAUUUAUAUCUCACAUUAGAUAUAAUUUUUAAUAAUAAAUUGUUAUAUUUUUAA
Messenger RNA from Tribolium madens (black flour beetle), 6280 nucleotides. It is a transcript of the gene ash1, whose product is annotated as histone-lysine N-methyltransferase ash1. Gene Ontology annotation, cellular component: nucleus. The transcript has 9 exons. NCBI's taxonomy places the organism in Eukaryota, Metazoa, Arthropoda, Insecta, Coleoptera, Tenebrionidae. Gene Ontology annotation, molecular function: protein binding; histone methyltransferase activity; chromatin binding. The record is from RefSeq and is a predicted model, not a curated record. Bases 285 to 5762 code for a protein of 1825 amino acids.